CUUCUCCGACUUUCCUGAACAUGACAACCUGAAAACACAAGAUUGUUUCCAGAUUCCUGUUAGAAUUGAGACGUAAUUUCAACUCGCACGAACAUGAUAUCAAUGCUAACUGUGGUUAUUUGUCUGUCUUAUUUAAUUCCGACAAAUAGCCACUUUGAAAAAGCGAGUUCGCCGCCGAAGUUGUUAGUGAUUUCAUUCGAUGGAUUCAGGUGGAAUUAUUUGGAGCGGACGGAUACUCCGCACUUCGACGUUUUCUUGAAAAAUGGAGCACACUCAAAGAAUGGCCUCAAGAACGCGUUCAUUACCAAGACAUUUCCAAACCAUUACACUCUAGCUACGGGAAUGUGGGAAGAGAGCCAUGGCAUCGUGGCCAAUACGAUGUACGACCCAAAACUGAACGAAGUUUUCACUCUAUCCAAUAAAGUUGAUCAGACGAGUGCAAAGUGGUUUGAUGAUGGCGGCGAACCCGUGUGGGUGACGAACCAGCUUCAGAACUCUCACCACAGAAGCGGCAUUGUGAUGUGGCCGGGAGGGGGUGCUCCUGUCAAGGGUGUCAAUGCUGUCCACAAUAUCUUGUUUGAUCCAUCUGUCAAAAACAACACGAGGGUAGAUACCAUUUUGGAUUGGUUCACAUCAACCUAUCCUAUCAACCUUGGUCUUCUUUAUUUUGAGCAACCAGAUGAAUUUGGUCACCAAUUUGGACCAGAUUCUAGUCAGGUGACAAGAAUGAUUGGAGGGUUGGACGAAGUAGUCGGUUAUCUGUUGAAGGGUAUGAAAGAGAAGGGUUUGUUGGAAAAUACAAACGUUAUCAUAACAAGUGAUCAUGGAUUUUCAAGCACUCCACCUGAAAAUGUUAUUAAUUUGGAUAAAUACAUUGAUCCAUUGUCAUACAAGAUAUUUUCAAGUAACCCAAUUGGAAGUAUUUUGCCUAAUGAAGGCCUGCUGGAAGAGCUGUAUGCAAAUCUUACAGCAGGGUCCAAAGCUGAAGGGCACUUCAAAGUUUACAAGAAAGACGACAUACCAGACAGAUAUCACUACACGCACAAUGACAGGAUUAUGCCGCUCCUCGUGGUGCCUGAAGACACUUACCAGCUUACUAGAAAUGGAACAGUCCUACAUGAAUUGGGGAACCAUGGCUGGGACAACUCUCUCCAAGACAUGCAUCCAUUCUUCCUGGCAAUGGGGCCAUCCUUCAAGGCUGGCGCCAGUGUGGACAUCUUGAACAAUGUCGAUGUCUAUCCCCUCAUGUGUCACCUCCUGGGCCUUGAGCCGGCGCCAAAUAAUGGUAGCUUACAGAAUUGUCUCCCCUUGUUAAAGACAGUCGAUGAUCAUGCUGAUUAUACUGUUACAACAUUUGGAACUUAUAUCCUCAUCCUCAUCUUCAUUGCGCUGAUCGCGGGCGUCUUCAUGGUGGCCGCCUGCCGUCAACACCGCUACCUCAAACGCAAACAGAAGCAGUUGCUGCCCCUUACCAGCCUCCACGGGUUGGUGCGGUACGCCACGCCCCCCAACGGCGCCAAGAUCCCCCUGCUGUCCGACACGGAUGAAGAGGACGAGGAUAUGAUCUUAGACUAGAGCCAGGACAAGAACAGAAUCCAGAGCCAAAGACAAGUAUUAUAUGAAAGAGAGAGAAGGCGCAAGAGUGCAUUGUCAGGAUAUCAAGGUACUGUCUACUAAAACAAUGUGUAGUGAGGCAUUGUUUAAAGUGGUCAGGACCUUUGUAUCGUUAUUGACUGUCCCAUGUUAUCUUUCUUACUUAGCUGAAUGUUUAGUUUGGCUUGACAUGCACGUACCGGACUAAGGUGUCUUAGUGAAUGGCUAGAGUACAUUAAUUGGGCCUUAAUGUAAUGGCUGCAGUACAUUGAUCUGGAAAUUGAUCUACUCAGCAAUCAUGAGACAAUUUUGAGCCCCAGCUGUGCUUUAAGAAGCAGAAAUGGAGAGUGUGGUUUACUUUUGACUGUAUUGAUGAGAUUGUGGGAAGAACAGGCAGAUCAGGUUGACUGAGAUUAUAAGUAUUGAUUAAUCAUGAACACGUGAAAAUUAGAAUGUUUAUUCUAGAGACCCCCUAUUUUGUUUUAGUACUAGGGCUGUGCCAAGGAGCCCUAUACUUUCAUGCUUCAUUUCUAACAUUGAUUUGUGUUUCAUAAGAUCAGAAGUUUUGCUACAAGUAUGUUGCUACAAAUUUUAACAAGCUUAUGUUGUCUUGAUCGUGAUGAUGGAUUACGGUGGAUGUGGAAAAAUGACAUGAAUGUGAAAGGGUCAACAAGGUGUUGUUAUCAUUCUUGAUAUAUCCUCAUUCAUUCAGUAGACUUGAUUUUUGAAUGUCUCUUUAAAAAAUGAUUUGGAAAGUUUUUUUAAGAACCGGCAUAACAUGCAUAAACCAGUAAUGGCAUGCUGGAUAGACAAUGGGGUUGUAACACUUGACGUCACCGCCAAUGACUGCAAGAUUCUAAAAAAGCUAUUUUUAGAAUGGAUUUGAAUGCUUUCUUGUAACUCCCGAAAAUGUCAUCUGUCAAGAGUCUUUUUUUCUAACUUCAGGGUUUUAUGUUGGUGGCCUCAUAAACCAAUGGAAUAGAUAUAUAUGGCCUCAUAUAUGUUGGUGUGACAAUUUUAAAAUACUACUGGUAUAUGAGUAUAAUGUUCACAGACACCUUCCCUAAGUGAGUAUGGUUUUACGCCACUUUUAGCAAUAUUCCAGCAAUGUCACGGCAGGGAACACCAGAUAUGGGCUUCACACAUUGUACCCAUGUGGGAAUCGAACCUGGGUCUUCGGCAUGACGAGCGAACACUUUAACCACUCGGCUUCCCACCUUCCAUGAAACACAGGGGGCACGGAUGGCCCAGUCGUCUAAGGCGCCGCAAUUCGCUGUGCAGAGUUGCAUCCCUUGGGCAUGCCAGAAACCUAUGAUUGUGGCUUCGAAUCCCGGUUCGCCCCGAUUAUGU
Haliotis rufescens (red abalone) is the source of this 2943-nucleotide messenger RNA. Its product is annotated as ectonucleotide pyrophosphatase/phosphodiesterase family member 5-like. Bases 94 to 1575 code for a protein of 493 amino acids. NCBI's taxonomy places the organism in Eukaryota, Metazoa, Mollusca, Gastropoda, Lepetellida, Haliotidae. The record is from RefSeq and is a predicted model, not a curated record. The transcript is spliced from 4 exons.